This is a messenger RNA of Paramecium sonneborni, 552 nucleotides long. The record is from the annotation of a GenBank genome assembly. Lineage: Eukaryota; Ciliophora; Oligohymenophorea; Peniculida; Parameciidae.
AUGAAUUUCUAAAACUUAAAUGAGUACAUUCAAUUCAACUCUAUAAUAAAUGGUAUCUAAANAUCAAGAUUAAUAGCAAAGAAUUUACUACCAUCAUUACAUAAUAAGACUCAUUUUUAAGCUGCACAAACCAUGUAUAAUAAUUUACCAUGUAAAAAUUAAUAAUAAUAUUUAAGUAACUCUAAUGGAACAUGCAAGAUCUCUACCUUAAGUACAUACAUAAGAGGAUAGCAGAAGGAAACCUCCUACAUCUUAAGAAAAAUAAAAAACAAUAUCAGUUGAAGCUUAAAAUAAGUAAGACGAUAAUGGUAAUUAACCAAAAUAAGGUAAUGAAACAGAAACAUUCAAUCCUGUUGAAACUUCUAAAUAAAUUUUAAAGAGAUGCAAUAUAAUUAAAGAAAGAAAUGUAAAAGUAAAAAAAAUACGUUUAUUUAAUAGGCUCCUGUUGUUCACUCUGGAUCUGGACAUUUAAUUUCUACUCUUGAUAAAUCUAUUUCAGAAAUAUAUAAAGAACUUUAUAAAGUUGAAAUUGGAUAAUCCAAAUUGCGAUGA